UUAUUCAUUUCUUUCAUCUUAACAACCACAACUAACUCUUUCUUGCAUGCAAUUUUUCUCUCUCACACACUAUAAUGUGUGUGUCUUCUUCUCCAUGGUUGUUUUUCCUAAUCACAUGUGUGUGUAUUGGAUUGCAUCUGAGCUGCAGUAAUGGCUUCCAAUACUACGACCGAACAUCAUGCGAUUCCGACACGAACAAUCCAGGCACGAGGUACACGUGCGGCAAGAACUCAUCAAGAAACACGUGCCGCACGUUCUUCGUUUACCGGUCCAAUCAUCGCUUCCGAACAAUCUUAUCCAUCUCGAGCCUCUUCGCCGUCGAUCCGCAAACCCUACUCACCAUCAACCGACACGUGUCCUUUCCAACUCAACUCCUCCGACCGGGCCACGAAAUCGUCGUACCGAUCCAAUGCUCAUGCAGUAUGAGAAACUUCUCUCACGCUAAUUUUACGUAUGAAGUGUCCGAAAGAGAAAACACGACACUUACGACGGUUUCUUGUGAUGUUUUCGAGGGUUUGGUGAAAUCUAUUACGCUGUACGAGGUAAAUGUUUUUUCUGCUUCCGUUAUUGUCGUGCCUUUAAAGUGCGCUUGUCCGAAUGACGACGACGUUAAAAACGGCGUCGAAUAUCUCGUGACGUACCCUUUUGUUGAAAGGGACGACACGAGAAAAGUCGGCGAGAAAUUCAAUGUUUCGGUUGAGGAAAUAUGGGAGGCUAAUCAUAUGGACCCCACGCCAACCGUGUAUCCAAACACAACCAUUUUAGUACCGUUGAAAAAUGAGCCGUUCUUGAAUCUCGACUUUCUUGAUUCUGUCGACCCUCCUAUACCUACGUUUCUUCCCACAAACCCUUUCGAGAAAAAUACCCGAAAAAUAGCUCGAAUUAAGAAGAUAUAUAUCGUAGGAUCCGUUGUCGUUUUUUCUCUCGUUGUCGCUCUUUUAGUGGCUUGUGUUUUGUAUGUAAAGACAUUGAAUAAUUUCAAGAAUCGAAACGUUCUUCGAUCUUCGAGUACUCCGUUAUCUAUGAAUUCGUGCUUGUCUCCUGUUUUACGAGCCGAAUUGAAGUACUCUCUAUGUAUGUAUAGUGUGGAAGACCUAAAAAGUGGGACCGAAAAUUUCGAUUCGGUAACUAGUGAUAAUGUGUACAAGGGAAAAAUCGACGGUUGUGAUGUAAUGAUCAAACGGAUGAGAUUUGAGGAGGUAAAGAAAGUCAUCGAUAUUCAUUCCAAGAUUAAUCAUGUCAAUAUUGUGAAGCUCGAAGGAGUUUGUUACGAUUUCUCAUCGGCUUAUCUCGUUUACGAGCUCCCGUUAAACGGGAGCUUAAGGGAAUGUUUGUUAUCGUCCAAUUACGCUCUUAGUUGGCGCAAAAGGACUAAAAUUGCGUUCGAUAUUGCAAAUGGACUACACUAUCUUCACUAUUCCGUGAUCCCUUCAUAUAGUCACGACUCGAGCGUAAGCACGGAAAAUAUUUUCUUGACAUCGGAUUGGAGGGCGAAAAUCGCGGUUUUCGGAAAUCGGGCGGGGCCCAUUUCCGAAAGGGUCGAUGUUUUCUCGUUCGGAGUGGUUUUGCUAGAGUUGGUUUCGGGGAAGGGGAGUGUAGAUGGGAGCGUUAUGAGGGAAUAUUCUCUUGAUGCUUUGUGUUUGGUUGUAUUAGGUGGAUCUUGUGUUGACGUUGACCCUUUGCGUAGGCCUUCAAUGGAUGACGUCAUCAAGAUUCUUGCUAGAAUGGUGUGA
This is a messenger RNA of Erythranthe guttata (spotted monkey flower), 1733 nucleotides long. NCBI's taxonomy places the organism in Eukaryota, Viridiplantae, Streptophyta, Magnoliopsida, Lamiales, Phrymaceae. The record is from RefSeq and is a predicted model, not a curated record.